UGUCACCAACAUGGUACGUGUUUCCUCCUGGCAGCCGAGCUUCCUUGUUUGUCCAUAAGCGUCCUGUUUCACUCCUGAUGGAGCCUCCUUCGUAUGAAGAGGCCAGUCUCCACCCUCCAACUCUGACCACAGAAGGAUUAAACAUCCCACCUCCCCCUUCCUACGACGCCUCCCUCUCCUCUCCCGCAACGCCUCCCCCCACCUAUGGAGAAGCAGUUACAAUCCAGCCGGAUCCAUUUCCACCCUCUGUGCCAGCUGCUGUGACCUCACCUCCCCAAAACACUGACAACGUAAUCCAUCCACAUACACAAGUCGGUGUAAGGUCGGCUCUCAACGGCAGACAAACUCAGCCAGUAGUAGUUGUGACCCAGCCGACGCCUGUUCCUAUCUUAGUGACAUGUCUGAGAGACAGCCCUGCUUUGGUCUGCUGCCCACACUGCCACCACACUGUCACCACUAAAGUCAUAUACCUGCCUGGGAGGGCUGCCUGGUGUCUGUGUGUACUUCUCACAUUGAUGGGGUUGAUCUGUGGUUUCUGUCUGAUCCCAUUCAUGGUACGUGGACUACAAGAUGCACAUCACUCCUGCCCACGGUGUGGAAACCAUCUGCACGUAUACACAAGAUGACGCCGUCAGGAUGGAUAAUCCUCCUGCUGUCCUCAGUCCACCCAAAAUCUUCCAACACUCUACUGCGUUUGUCACAUCGUGGGUAAAUAGUUUGUCAUGAGCUAGGAAUGUGCGCAGCUCACUCUACAAGCUACAGGGGGAAACAGAGUGUAUUUAAGUGAUUAUAAGUGUUUAAUAUAUAACAGAGUACAUACUGAGCGUAAGGAUGGACAGAGGAGAAGUGGAUUAUGAGAAGAUUUGAGAAGUUUCUGUGAAUAUUUUCACAGAAUAUUUUUUCUGCUGUAGAUACUUGUCACAUUUACUUAAAAUAUUGAAUUUUUAAUUGUGAAUUUCAUCUCCGUAGUUUACAGUUUUGAACAUUUUAAGACAUUCUUCAGAAGCACACAAGCAUUUGUAACAUAUGUAGUAUGAAACUAAGCAAAGACACUUUUUGCACUUUUUGAUCUUUUGUACGGAUUUAUUAUAAGGGUGGGUGGGGUUUUAAUUUGAGACUGAGAGGACACUUAUCACAAACAAGAUGAUGUCCAGUCCAGGGACUUAAUUUGUCGUUCUGUUUUUGUUUUUCAUGCAUUGUAAUGAUUAUUAGUUUCCAUAUUUAAAUAAGCAAAUAAAAUCUUUGUUAUUUCUCUUUUUCUUCUACAGAUAUAGCUAAUGCUAAUGUUUACUGACUGCAAUGACAUGGGGGAAACUUGUCCAGGUAUGAAUGCCAGACAUGUUUUUCUUUGUUAAACCAAACAAAGCCUAUUAGAAAACUGCACACCCAUGCUAACCCCACACAGGUGGUUUGAGUUAUUCUGAUUAGACCUCUGCUCAGGACUGGAUGUGGGUGUGCACAGACAAAUUACACCAUUAACACUCUUGGUAGCAGCCUACAUGGGAGUGAGCUGAGGUAAUUCCAGCAUAAAGCUCCACCCAGCUUCAAUCUGAGCACGUCUCAUCAGACAGUGAGUGAAAACACCUGUGUGGUUGUGCAGAGUCGUCAAGGUACAAUCUGUGAUCCAAAUGUUCAGAAAUAUUUUGUCCCAAGAGCAAAACAAAAUAAAAAAUUACAAAAUGAAAUCACAGUGAUUGGACCCUGCAGCUUCUCAAACUCAUUGACAGAACUUUUAAUACAGACACAGGACAAGUAAAUUCCGCACACACCGUAGAAGGCUUAUAUCUUGAAUUGUAAUUUUAUUAUGAAAACAGUUAUGAAUUAUGAAUUAUUAUCACAAGAAACAAAAAAUGGUGUUAAAAAGUUUUUACUGUGAUGAACACCGACUGUACAAUUUUAACCCUGUCAUUGAAGCUGAUUAUAUUCUAUAUUUUUUAGUUUUUCAAAUUUACUUCCAUGUCAUAAAUUUGCCUUUUUGUCUUUGCAUUACUUUUAAAAUUACUUUUCAAAGAUAAAAUGUUAUUAUAGAUGUUACACAGAGAGAGACAGUGUGUGCGUAGAUCUUUACAAAUGUGUGUCUUGUUGAGAAGAUACCAGAUUCAUGAACUCUAUCUGUCUGUUAAAUAUGAACCGUAACCCAUUGACAGAGCCAGGCUAGCAGUCUCAAUGCUAAGCUAACCGUCUCCUAUCAGUAGCUUCUAAUUUACCAGACAGAUAAUGCAUGAGAGUAUGGUAUCAAUCUUCUCACCUAACUGUGGGCGAGAAAACAAAUAAGCUUAUCUCUCAAAAUGUUGAACUAUGCCUUCAAUAGUUCCUUUACUGUGAUUAAACCUGCUGUGAAUUCCUGGUGUGGAAAACAGGCCGAAGGUUGAAGAUGAAGCAUAUAGUAUAGUGCCUGUACUGCUGAGUCUCUUAACUACAAUGCAAUGACCCAUUAAUUAAUGUUCUUUACCCGUCGCUGUAAUGACACACCAUGCCGUUUUUUUUUUUGUUAAAUCAAAAUGUGUUAUGUGUUAAACAUGUUAUUAUUUAUCAUUCUAUCAUGAUCUAUCAGGAAAUAAAAAGGGGUCUUGGUUACUCUGACAAAGGUGUGCACUUGUAUUUUUCUAACAUGUGCA
This is a messenger RNA of Seriola aureovittata, 2618 nucleotides long. Its product is annotated as lipopolysaccharide-induced tumor necrosis factor-alpha factor homolog. Bases 78 to 626 code for a protein of 182 amino acids. The record is from RefSeq and is a predicted model, not a curated record. Gene Ontology annotation, molecular function: zinc ion binding. The transcript has 5 exons. Lineage: Eukaryota; Metazoa; Chordata; Actinopteri; Carangiformes; Carangidae.